Messenger RNA from Pezoporus flaviventris, 1608 nucleotides. RefSeq names its product beta-1,4-galactosyltransferase 4 (gene B4GALT4). Bases 339 to 1397 code for a protein of 352 amino acids. Gene Ontology annotation, molecular function: glycosyltransferase activity. The transcript has 7 exons. NCBI's taxonomy places the organism in Eukaryota, Metazoa, Chordata, Aves, Psittaciformes, Psittacidae. The record is from RefSeq and is a predicted model, not a curated record. Gene Ontology annotation, biological process: carbohydrate metabolic process.
AGGAGACAUUGGGUCGGCUCCCGCGGCGCAUCUGAGGGAGAGUACAGGGAAUUCCUCAGUGGGGAUCGCUCGCGAACAUCAGAGGCGGCACCCGGGGAUGUGUUCUUGAAGGUAAGUCUGCUGGUUAAGUCCUGCUUCCUGACAUUUGAAGAGCAAACAGCACCAGGGCUCCAUGAAUUGCAAAACUGCAACAAGUGUGGCAGCCCUACUUACCUCCAGCUUUGCUCCUCUACUGUGACAUCCUUCUUGGGACCUUUGGUUUCAUCCCCCCCUGCGGCUGCUUAGCAGGCUGCCUUGGCGUCAGAGCAGAGGCGGCAGCUAGUGGAUCAGGACGAAUUAUGGCCUUGAGCUUGUAUAUCUUCCACCUCUUCUAUAAGUUCAAAGUGUUGGUGCUUGUCACUUUGUGUUUGAUGGUGCUAUGGGCCACAGUCAAUUACUAUGUGGACUCCAGACAGGAAAUGCCUAAAGCUAAGAUCAUGGUGGAGGAUUUCAGGAAGGUGACUAGCCUGAAGGACAGUCAAAAGGAAGAGAAGAUGGAAUCUGUUACAGAAGUUCCUACAGUAAAAUCACUUCAGGAUGAGUGCCCAGCUCUGUCUCCGUACCUCAUUGGUGCCAGCAAACUCACCUUCAAAGCAUCUCUCACACUAGAAGAAGUGCAAAAGGAGAACCCUCAGGUAGCCAAGGGCCGGUACCACCCUCCAGAGUGCGCAGCACAGCACCAUGUGGCCAUCAUCAUCCCACACCGCAACCGAGAGAAACAUCUGCUGUACCUCUUGGAGCACCUCCACCCCUUCCUGCAGAGGCAGCAGCUGGACUAUGGCAUCUAUGUUAUUCACCAGGCUGGCAGCACCAAAUUUAAUCGUGCUAAGCUGCUGAAUGUAGGAUACCUAGAGGCCCUAAAAGAAGCUAACUGGGACUGUUUCAUUUUCCAUGAUGUGGAUCUGGUGCCAGAAAAUGACUUUAACAUUUACACGUGUGGCCCCGGACCAAAGCACUUUGUAGUUGGCAGGAACAAUACUGGAUACAGGUUACGGUACACUGGCUAUUUUGGAGGUGUAACUGCUCUAACAAGGGAACAGUUUGCCAAGGUGAAUGGAUUCUCUAACAACUACUGGGGCUGGGGUGGAGAAGAUGAUGACCUUCGAAUCAGGGUUCACCUGCAGAAGAUGGGAGUGAUGAGGCCACCUGCGGAGGUAGCCAGGUAUACAAUGAUCUUCCACAAGCGAGACCAUGGUAAUGAGGAGAAUGAAGAGAGGAUGAAGCUUCUAAGUCAAGUAUCUAAAACAUGGAAGACAGAUGGACUGAACUCCUGUUCAUAUAAACUGCUCUCAGUGGAACAUAACCCUUUAUACAUCAACAUCACAGUGGACUUCAGCAUGCAGCCCAAGGUCUCAUAAGGAUGGGCAACACACAGGAUGUGAAAAUGGCAACAGAUCUUGUUUGCUUGAAAGAGGACUUCAGUAACACAGGAGAGUCUUUCUUCACAGUCUGAUUGAUUGGGAAUUCCCUUUUGUGAGGGCUGGAGCCAUGGGACCGAUCCUUGUGUUUUGCUGGGACAUUCACAGAACCGUCCUUGUUUGGGAUGGGCCAGUGGAAGGAUGUGAACCA